This is a messenger RNA of Durotheca rogersii, 2514 nucleotides long. RefSeq lists its product as uncharacterized. The transcript is spliced from 4 exons. NCBI's taxonomy places the organism in Eukaryota, Fungi, Ascomycota, Sordariomycetes, Xylariales, Xylariaceae. Bases 333 to 2309 code for a protein of 658 amino acids. The record is from RefSeq and is a predicted model, not a curated record.
AAACAGCACUGGCCUCGACCGCAAAGUGUCUGCCUCCGUCGGACGUAGCCUACGCGCUCUCCCGGCCCUGUCAUGUAACCCUGGCAUCGCCCUAGCCAUCUGUCCCAUCUACAAAAAGCUACAAGGAGCUGAGUGAAGGCCGGAGAGGCUUGCGCCGUCCUUGAAUAUCGCGCGCGAGCGACCGGAGGGGAAAAGGCAGCUGUAAAAUCUAAAAUCUAGGAAGGCAGAGGCGAGACAGCCCACCCGAACAACAACGGGAGAGAGAGGCGAGAGGCGGGAGGGGGUGGGAGCCAAGAACGCCUAAGGAAAAAAAAAACGCCUUACCUAAGAACAUGCCACAGUUCUUCCCCUUCAUCCCCGGCACCGAGACCGGCCGCGCCGCCCGCCAGCACGCCAACGACGCCUCUCCGUUGCUCGGCCGCUUCCGCGCCGUCCCGCCGCCGGCACCGUGGGGACCAUCCUCAGCCCGCGCGUCGCCCCCGUUCGUCUCGUGGAGCCACCCCCGCCGCGAGGACGGCCGCGGUAGUGUCCGUGUCGGCUACGGUUACGGCGCGCUGCUCGUCUCCCCCGGGCCCGGGGACGAGGAUUCGGGCUACGGCGACGAAGACGACGACGAGGACGGGGACCCGGACGAUAGCGACGACGAUAGCGACGACGAGGACGGCGGCUGCGUGGGGCGCUUCGAUGGCGGCAGGCGCGCCGGAAAGCGCGUUUGGCGCUCGUGCCGCCGCCUCGCCCGCCUCGCCCGCCGGAGUGUCCGCGACUUGUGGAUUGCGCCCCGCCAGGCGGCCGUCAAGCGCGUUGUUAACAGCUGGUGGAGCCGAUGGGGCGUCCUGGUCUUCCUGCCUACCGCUCUGGCCGUAGGCUGGUGCGCCCUCCCGUUCCCGCAGUAUCCGCUCUCACCCUCGCACUCGGGCGCGACCCCGCCGGAGCCCCCGCCGGGCGAUCACCGCGCCCCCGGUCACGGCGAGGCACGCGUCCGCGUCAACUUCUGGUUCUUCCUCUUCGUCUACUACGGCUUCUACAACCUCACCGCCCUGACCUGGAUCACCAAGCUGUUCAACCUCUACUCGCUCAACUGGUGGCCGUCCACGCUCGGCUUUCCCCUCACCGUCUCGCUGAUCGCCGUCUUCUCUCUCGCCGCGCCCCUCCCCGUGUACCUCGUCCCCGAGGCGCGCUACCUGACGGUGCACAACACGGCCUGGAUCAGCUGGACCUUCGUCAUCAUGGCCAUGCCCGUCGCUAUCGCCUUCUGCAUCCUGAUGACGCACGAGCGCCACCUUGGCCUCCGGCACCCCCUGAGCGAGACGCAGCGUAUCUUCACGAGCUCGUGGUGGACCGGCAAGGGGGAUUCGAUCUCGGCGACCCGAGAGCAGAGCCGCCGCAGGGGCUUGGUCACUCGGGGGUCCGACCCGUUCGACCCCGACGCCACGCUCCAGGUCGUGGACGAGUCGCGGCGCGCAGUGCCGGCGCUGAUGCAGCGGCGCAGUUGGCUGCCCGCCAGCUUCGUGCGCUUCAUAUGGUUCUGCCUCGCGCUGGCCGUCAGCCUGCUGGCCUACCUGCUCGGGGAGGCGUACGCCGAGAUCUACCUGCGGACGCUGCCGCACAACAGCUUCGAAACCAUCGUCUACGUCUACAGCUGGGUCGUGACGGUCCACUUGCUGGACGCACUUACGGCGUGGAUCCUCGGUAUCAAUGAAGGGGAGCGGGUCGGCAGCUACCCCCUGAGUUGGAUCUUCAAGUUAUACUUCAUGCUGACGUAUCAAACCUACGUCCGCGCGCUAUACGCGCGCCUUCGCUCGCCCUCGCAGUUCAUCUGGCUGCAGGCGCUCUCGUCCGGCUUCCUCAUCGUGCUGACGCCGCUCACCAUGACGGAAAUCUACCACCGCAUCCUCACGACGCUGGGGCUCACGACGCUGUCGUACGCGUCGUACCAAAAGAUCUGCACGCGGAACGUCUUCAUCCGCUUCCUGGCGCAGAACGUGAGCAUGCUCACCUUCCUGGGCAGCAUCCUAGUGCUGCACUUCGGCGCCAACAAGGACGUGUACCCCUACUUCGCCUUCGACGACCCCGACGAGCUGUACGAUUUCGAGCUGACCUUCUCCGCGUCCAUGAUCACGUGGGCCUGUGAGCUGGCGGCGGGAAUCGUGCUCGGGGGCCUGAUCCGGUGGAUCUUCGGGGUCAACGCGAACGUCGAGGGCAAGAUGGACUUGGCAGUGUGGCCCGAGCUGCUGCCGACGAGCGUGGCCGUCAUGCUGCACGUAUUGCAAAGCAUGCUAUUUUCGAUCAUACGGCUGCACUUUCGGUGACGAUGGGUGCCGGAGAGAAAUCUCUUGCUUUCGUUGAUGUGUAAUGCCCGGAUUGGCAAAUGCUUGCUUGGUGGGUGCGCUUCGAUAUCCAAGGGCGGACGGAUCGAGUCCAUUUUCCACGGCUCUCUCCCCAGGGUACUCGAGAAACCGGUAACAACGCUCGGUGGACUGGAUAGGCCUUUUUUUUGGUGGUUAUCAAGCGCCG